Messenger RNA from Solanum stenotomum, 1096 nucleotides. RefSeq lists its product as uncharacterized. Gene Ontology annotation, biological process: response to desiccation. The transcript has a single exon. The coding region runs from base 164 to 727 and encodes 187 amino acids. Lineage: Eukaryota; Viridiplantae; Streptophyta; Magnoliopsida; Solanales; Solanaceae. The record is from RefSeq and is a predicted model, not a curated record. Gene Ontology annotation, cellular component: plasma membrane.
UUCGAAAUCACCAAACUUCUGACAUUAUGCCUAACUUUUCUGCUGUAUUUAAGACCACAACAAGGGACAGAAAUGUCAUUUCACAUUCCCUAGUCCAUUUUCAACUACUUUUCUUUUCUCCUCCAUUUUUGCCCCAAUCAAAACUCAGUAUCUUCUCAGACCAAUGAGCAAAGAAGGAAGAAGAGGAGUAAGAUGGAGCUGGACCUCCGCCUUCGUCGGCGCCGCCGCUGCCGCAGCAACGGUGAUGGCACUCUCUUCAAAGCCACGGGAUCCCGAUUUUCAUCUCAUCUCCAUCGAUCUCACGUCCUUCAAGCUCAAUUUCCCCGUCGUAGACGCGGAACUCAUCCUCACUGUUCACGUUACUAACCCUAACGUUACUUCAAUCAACUACUCCUCAACAGAAAUGUCGAUUUUCUACUCCGGCGACCACCUCGGUUCCGCUCGUGUCAAAGCCGGAUCUCAACCGCCGCGUUCCUGUCAGGUACUCCGUCUUCCGGCGAGGUUGAGCGGACUGCAACUUGCACAUCACGGUAAGGAAUUCGUCGCCGAUGUAGCGAAGAGGGAGAUGUUGUUGGAUGCUACGGUGGAUAUAGAAGGUUUUGCUAAGGUGAUGUGGUGGGACCAUAAAUUCCGGGUGCACGUGGAUAGUCACGUGACUGUAGACCCGGUUUUUCUUGACGUUAUUGAUCAGGAAAAUAAAUCGGCUUUGGAGGUCUUUGUUAAAUAACGGUUCAGUCCGGUUCACUGUGUUGUAUCGGUUUAAUUUGUAUUAUCACUACUAAAAAUAUAUUUUUAUCAAGUCUAUAGUUGCAAUUCACUUUUGAUUACAUAUUUCGUAAGAUGGUUUGGGCGUGUGAAGAAAUGAGAUGUACGAUUGUCGAGGUUGGCUACAGGUUGUUUUAGGAGAGACAAAGAUAAACCGAAGAAAUAUUAAAGAGAUUGAGGUGAUUAGAGGAUGUGGAGGACACAAAUUAGGAAAGAAGGGUAGUAGGUCGUUGAGUCUUGAGUGUCAUAUUACUUGCGAAUUACGCCCCUUCUUUACUAAUAGUUUAUCUUCAAUUUCUAUUACUAUAUGAUAUUAAGGAUUUUAUCGCGA